CCUUCAGGCGAACAGCCAACAACAGUGAAUAACAAGGAUAUCUUCGAGCAAACUUUGGGAUCUAUACAUACUCUGCACCUGUGACUGCUCUAUCAGGAGCAGGCAAAGGAAAAGCCAAGGGAAAAGCCAGAAAAUGGUCUAUGAUAUGACCCACAUGGCGGCUGGGCCGCCGCAGAGCAUUGCGCUGAGUCGCUACUACCUGCCCGACGAGGACGAGAUGGUGGGCCCGAACAAUCCGCAUCUGGUCAGCGAGGACUAUGCGGCCAGCACGACCCUGGAUGUCGACAAGCGGUUCCAGGCGCGGAUGGCCUGUGAGACGGCUGCCCAACCGGCUCCUCCGCCGCCGCCCACGCCGGCACCCCGCCGCCGGACGACGCCCAUCGCCCACCUGGAUCCCUCGGAACUGGUGGGCCUUUCGCGGGAGGAGCGACGUCGCAGGAGGAGGGCAACCCUUAAAUAUAGGACAGCCCAUGCGACGAGGGAGAGGAUCCGCGUGGAGGCCUUCAACGUAUCUUUCGCCGAGCUGCGCAAGCUGCUGCCCACUUUGCCGCCGGACAAGAAGCUCUCCAAGAUCGAGAUCCUCAAGCUGGCCAUCUGCUACAUUGCCUAUCUGAAUCACGUGCUGGAGACGCCCUGAGACAGCGCCGGCGCCUCCAGCUUCGCCACCAGCUGCCUCUUCAACGAGGCCAACUUCUUCGCCCCCCCGU
Messenger RNA from Drosophila takahashii, 707 nucleotides. RefSeq names its product Helix loop helix protein 4C (gene HLH4C). Lineage: Eukaryota; Metazoa; Arthropoda; Insecta; Diptera; Drosophilidae. Gene Ontology annotation, molecular function: DNA-binding transcription factor activity, RNA polymerase II-specific; RNA polymerase II cis-regulatory region sequence-specific DNA binding; protein dimerization activity. Gene Ontology annotation, biological process: regulation of transcription by RNA polymerase II. The record is from RefSeq and is a predicted model, not a curated record.